Cyprinodon variegatus (sheepshead minnow) is the source of this 2018-nucleotide messenger RNA. RefSeq names its product peptidase inhibitor 15-A-like (gene pi15a). Bases 210 to 986 code for a protein of 258 amino acids. NCBI's taxonomy places the organism in Eukaryota, Metazoa, Chordata, Actinopteri, Cyprinodontiformes, Cyprinodontidae. The transcript is spliced from 6 exons. Gene Ontology annotation, cellular component: extracellular region. The record is from RefSeq and is a predicted model, not a curated record.
GGGCUAUAUAAAUCCCCCAAAACUGACUCUUCAUGAAACACUCCUAAAAGUCUGCAGAGAACCUGCGCAAUCGCUGCUCUGUCUCUCUUUCUGCGAUCCUUUACAGAGGCUUUAGGAGCGGGAUUGCUCUCAACAGAAAGUACCAACCCGCUUUAAAAGAAGCAUCUUCGAAUCUGAAUGGUACAUCUGCACUUUACUUUAAAUCGAAAAUGAAACUCCAGUUACUUGCAAUAGAUUUAAUAGUUAUGUGCAUAUCCUGCGGAGUAAGUGUGCGAGAAACAAGUAUCCCUGCUGCGUCCUCGUCUGCGUCAGGUGCCCAAGUCCAUGCGCUUGGCGCUGCGCAAGGAACUGGAGAGAACCCGACUGCUUCCAAAACCAGGAGGAAGCGCUAUAUUAGUCAGAACGACAUGAUUGCCAUCCUCGAUUACCACAAUAAAGUCAGAGGCAGAGUUUUCCCCCCUGCUUCCAACAUGGAAUACAUGGUGUGGGAUGAGACUUUGGCAAAAACAGCAGAAGACUGGGCUCAUGCUUGUCUUUGGGAACAUGGACCUCCCCACCUUCUCAGGUUCUUAGGUCAGAACCUCUCUGUUAGGACCGGACGAUAUCGGUCCAUUCUGCAGCUGGUAAAGCCCUGGUACGACGAAGUAAAAGAUUACUCCUUUCCAUACCCCCGUGACUGCAACCCAAGAUGCCCUCUCAGAUGUUAUGGACCCAUGUGUACCCACUACACACAGAUGGUAUGGGCGACGUCUAACAAAAUCGGUUGUGCAAUCCACACAUGCCACAAUAUGAAUGUCUGGGGUUCUGUGUGGAAAAGGGCAACGUAUUUAGUCUGCAAUUAUUCACCAAAGGGCAACUGGAUCGGAGAGGCUCCCUACAAGGUUGGCGUCCCAUGCUCCGCCUGCCCUCCCAGCUACGGGGGCUCAUGCAGCAACAACAUGUGCUUCCCAGCUCUCAAGACUAACUACCUGCACUGGUUUAAAUAAACAUAAGCUUCUAACCAACAUGAGCCAAAAACCUAGAGUACCACAGAGAAAUUAUUUUUAAUCUAGUAAGGAUUUGCACAACAGUCGAGCAAUAAUGCUUUUCUGUAUAUAUGAGCGUAUUUAUGGAAAGACGUAUAGAUUUAAGGGCACCUGACAUUUUUAGUAACUUGAAAAUGUAGUUAUCUGUAAAUGAGUUCUGUUCCUUUGUUCUCAGUUUGCAGCAUAUAUUAGAAAUUAUGAAAUGUAUAAAUAUGUUUAUAAGACCAAUGGGUUAUUUUAACAAUCUAAACUUUUAUGUGGUCUUCAAACUCAUUGUAUUAACUGGUUACAAUGGGGGUUAAUAAGGAGAUCGCAGCCAUACAGCUCCUCAUUUCAGCUCACUUUGGUGCUAUUGGCAUCACACCUUCAUGUUGUGUGCCUGUCUACACAAAAAUGUUGAGAUCAAACAGGAUUGAAAGGAUCAAAGCUCUUGACCUUAGAGGGAAACCUCCACUGGCAGCGUUUUCAUGCUGACUUGCAAAAUUUACACAUAAAGCACUUGCUACCUUAUGGUAAAUAGAAUUUUGUUUUGUUAUUUUCUGUUCCGAUUUUUAGGCAAAGUCCACCUUUUUGUCUAUGUCACCCAUUUCCAGUCUUUUGAUGAUGGUGCAAGUUUUAAACACAUCUAACUGGAAAGGUCCAGCUUUGCAUGCUGAUGUAGACACAGACAACACCUCUGUUUUAAAAGGUUUACAAAAAAGUUAGAUUGUACAUUUUUAGUUGUAACCUGCACUAAUUCACCUCUGUGUCAUACUGAUGACAAUUCAUCUGGGCAUUUUGUUUUAAUGGCUGUUUUCAUCUACAUUUUAUAUAUUCAUGUUAGAAUAAAUUUGAUAUAUAUCCGCUGUGUGAUGACAUUUACACACAUAUAUCACCAUUUAAGAUUACUGGUUUGUUACACGCCUUCAUGAGUUUUGAUGUUUGUAUUUUAAAAUGAUCACUCAUUUUAGAUUCUAGCACUCAAGUGCACCUUAAUUGUUUGUAAAUUUCUAA